AUGAGUGAUGAUAUUGUAACAGAGUUGCUUUAAACAAUCGACUCCUAGAAAGUGCAGUUAGAUUAGCUUAACGAGGAGAAUAAAAAUCUUAAGAAUGAAAAUGCCGAAUUAAAAUAGAAUGUAGAGGAAUUAACAGGAGAGAUAUAUGACUUAAAGGUUAAAUAUGAAGGCAUCAUCAAUGAUAUCACUUAAAAUGAUAUUUCAAGUCCACCUCCCAAUUAAAAUAUAAAUGAAGAUGGCUAGUAAUAGUAGCUUAAUUAACAGCAAAUAGAGGAAAGCAAAUGUGUACAGUUAGACUAGCAAGAGCAGCAGGAAUAAAAAUUAAAUUUAGAUUAGCUAGCAAAUGCAAUAAACUCAUUAGAAUAAAAGCAAUACGAGGAUGAGGAAAUGAAGGACGAGUCAGAGGGGCUCUUUGGAGAUAUUCCUGAGAUGUAGAAGCAAAUGAUUGAAUUGACCUUAUCCUAUCAGAGCAAUAGCGAUAUUCAUGAGGAUGAGGAUAUUUUGAUAAUGGGUGAAUUCAAUAACUGGCUGCCCGACAUAAUGCAACGCCUUACUAACCAGAUAUUUCUUUACAAGGUAGAUGUACUGGCAGGAUAUAGGUACAGAUAUCAAUUCAUUGUGAAUGGAGACAUUACUAUCGAUACGAAUCAAGAAUUCAGUGAGAGCAAACUAGGCAGAUAGACUAACUUCAAGUAUGCUAUUAAAAACCCACUUAAUUAACCAAUGAUUGCAAGUGAACUAACUCCUCAAGUAUUGCAAAAGCUACCAUCAUUUGUGCAUCCUGAAAUGAAGAAAUUAUAUCAAAAGGAAUUUUACAAUCUACAAAAGUAGAAUACAUUAAUGAAGGAUGUGAGUGUUAGAAUAGGCAGUACAUUAAUUUAAGAAGAGGAGGACAAGGUUGAAUAGCUUGAAGAUACAGAGAGAAAGGAAAAGCUUUAUAAAUAUAUGCAGAGAAACAAAUACCUAAUUUAAAAAUUAAACAGACUUAGAGAAAUGCUAAACUUAGCUGAAGCUGCGUCAGAAAAAGAAGGUAUUGCACUUACAAAAGAGUAAAUGAAAGGCUCAGAUGAAGAGUAUUAGAUUAUAACUUCUAACAUUAGAGCUUUGAUAAAAGGCAGAUAUGUUUAUAGUUUAGACGACACCCCCAUAAACUAUGCCAUAAGAGAGUAUAAAGGAGAUACUAACGAGAUCCUUCUAAGAAGAGUCUACGACAAGAGUGGAGUUUUGCUAGAUGAUAAGCAAGGAUUAGUUGUAAAUCUAGUCUCAACUAAUGAGGAUACGUUCUUCACCAAGUACAGUCUGUAUAACUUGGAGGAUGAAAAUAAUUUUAAGAGAGAUAUGCUCAACACUAAGGAGCAUGUGUUUACAGUUAAGUAUCAACUAAUGCAAAUUGAUGAUUAAAUGGAAUGUAUGCCUCUUGAGGUCUACCCAACAGGUGUUCAAAUUCAGGAUUAUGAUAUCAGAUUUAAUAAACAAGCUGAAGCGAUUACAUAGGUCAUCAAUAAAGAAUUUGGUUAAGUUAAGUUCUAAUCAUUCAGAAUAGAUUAAGAGUGUGGCUAUGUCAGGGGUAGUGUGACUAAGAUAUAUACAUGUGAAUAUUUAGCUAAUGUUCUGAACAUUAUUCACGUGCAUGUUAAUGAUACUAGUGAUGAAGUGUCUAUAGAAGUGGAUUAUAUGGACGACGAGUAAACAAUUAAAGACUUUGAAGAGUUCAAGACAGAUGUUAAUGGCUAGAUAUUAAGAUAUAAGGUGCUUGUAAGAGAUCAAUGCAUUAAUUCACUCCUUUAUAAUGGAGGCUUUGGAGUGAUUGAGGAGAUACCUUUCAAAGAAAUAAGAAUGAAGAAAGAUUCAGUUAUGGAGGUAAAACCUAAAAUAGGGGUAGAGUACUCCACUGAGGUCAUGCUAGUUGAGAUUGCAAAGAUUCCUAUUUGUAUGAUGGCUAGUUUGGAUAAGAAGGUGAUCAACAGCAUCGUCUAAGACUUCCCAAAGCAUAGCAUGAAUGGAUUCUGUGCUGAUAGAUGCUUUGAAAGAUUACCUGGAUAUAUUGAUAUCAAUGUUUUGUCAGCAGAUAACUGCUAGACUUUGGCACAAGGAGAGACUAAGAUAGCCAUACCUAUUUGCCUACUAUAAGAAGCUAGCGACUCACUAUUAGCAAAGUACAGAUAGCUCUUAGAUGACAAGAAAGCUUAAGAGUCAGAUAAUAUUUCCACCGUUCUUGGUAAAAUAGAGAUUGUUAUGAAACACUUCGAGGAUAAUUAUAAUGAUCUUAAGAAUGAUCUUGAUAAAAUGCAGGAGAGUUUAAGUUAGCUAUAGAACUAGGAGAAUGAUCUUGAAAAUAUGGUAGAAUCGAUGAAAAAUAGUGAAGAUAUCAGCUAAGAAGUGCAGAUGAAGAUGAGAUUAAUUACGAAUAAGAGCAGUGCUGUUCAGAGACGUAUUGCUGCUGAGGUCAGAAUGCUUAAAUUGAGGAGCAGAUGA
Stylonychia lemnae is the source of this 2475-nucleotide messenger RNA. The record is from the annotation of a GenBank genome assembly. Lineage: Eukaryota; Ciliophora; Spirotrichea; Sporadotrichida; Oxytrichidae.